AUUUAAUUAACAACAAAUCUUAUUAUAAAAGUAAACAACGAAUAAAAAUAAUAAAAUUCCAUUUUUUUUUCCUUUUGCAUCUUCAUUUUUUUUUCUCGGCAACCAAACAAACCUUUCAUAAAUCUUUCUUGAGAAAAAGGCUGAACUUAGCUAUUCAAUGGACAGGUUAGUGAAAGUAGAUGUGAAAGAAGUCGAAAUACUGUUCAUGGAAGGCCAAAAAACCACUACGAAUUUCACUUUAACGAAUCUCAUGCACACCAUGUCUGUAGCUGUUUGUUUAUCCACAAAGAACUCAUCUUUCUUCUCUUUCAACAACCAAUUUUCAAUAAUCCCACCCCUUUCAUCUUCAACCUAUACUCUCUUCUCCCAGCCGUCGGAUCAACCUCCUUUGACAAACCCUCCCGAUGCUAUUACCGUCAAAACCACCAUGCUUCCUUUAGGGAAAGCGCACCAUGACGAUCUCCGCCGUCUGUUUUCCAAGCCUGGACCUCACGUGUUCAAGGACGCUACUUUACCGAUCUCGUUCACCGGUCCCCACGUGAUUCAACACCUCAUUUCGAGCAAUACCCAGAUGACGGAUAUGGAUAUUUGGUGCAACAAAGCGAUUUCCGGGUGUUUCGGGGACCAACUCACGGUGCUGCUCAAAUCCGCUGUCGUUUCAGGGAAAGUUGGUUUGGUCCGUACACUGAUCGACCACCGUGGGGAUGUGAACGACAAGGAUGAUAAAGGAAGGUCUUUGGUCUCCCUAGCUGUCGAAGCUGGACAUGUUGAUGUCGUCAAUGCCUUGAUUUCAGCUGGUUGUGAAAUUGAUAACACGGUUGACCAUGUCUUGCACUAUGCAGCAGCAAAAAACAGAGUCGAUUUGAUGGAUGUUCUGUUUCGAGGUUAUAAAAACAUGGAUCUGAUUGAUUCCAUUGAUUUCAAUGGCCGAACCCCAAUUCAUAUAUCUGCUAUUCACGGGCACACCGAAUCGAUUAAGUUCUGUUUAUCACUAGGUGCGGACCCUGAAGUUUUAGACGUCAAUAAAUGCACCCCACUUCAUUUAGCCGCUCUGGGAGGUCAUUUAAGCGCCGUGGAAUGCCUGUUGGAAGUAUCCAAUUAUACCAAAUACGCAUUGAACGGACAAGGGAAGACCGCUUUCGCGCUUGCAGUCGAAAACGACCGGUCGAACGUGUAUGAUCCAUUGCAUUUAGGUGACGCGUUGCACCGUUCUGCGAGGAUCGGAGACGUGAAUGGGAUCAAGAGUUGCAUCAGCGAGGGGGCGAACAUGAAUGGGAAGGAUCAGAACGGGUGGACGCCUUUACAUAGGGCGGCAUUCAAAGGUAAAACCGAGUGUGUUCGGGCUUUGAUUAGCUACGGUGGUGAUAUUAACGGUGUUGAUAACAACGGGUACACGCCGUUGCAUCGCGCGGUGGAGGCGGGGCAUGUUGAGGCUGCUUUGGUGUUGAUCGGUCAUGGGGCUAAAGCUAAUGUGAAGUGCCUUAAAGGUAUUGGUAUGGGGGUGGCUUUGAAGUCAGAUUGUUCUAAGAAUCAUUGUUGUUAUCGUGGUUCAUUUGUUCAACCUUUGUGAUUGAUAGAUUUGAUGAUUUGCCUGUUUUGGAGUUGUUUUUUUAGCUUUGAAAUGUGCAGAGCUGUGUAAAAUUUUUCACUGUAUAAUAUGGGAUUUAGCCAAUGGUGUUUACUUGGUUCA
Molecule: messenger RNA, 1690 nt
Organism: Gossypium raimondii (Peruvian cotton)
Lineage: Eukaryota; Viridiplantae; Streptophyta; Magnoliopsida; Malvales; Malvaceae
Product: protein VAPYRIN-LIKE
Exons: 1
Coding region: 158-1570 (470 amino acids)
Cellular component (GO): cytoplasm; nucleus
Molecular function (GO): protein binding
Source: RefSeq, a predicted model, not a curated record